AUGUCCACGACGGACUCCGCCACCUCACAUCCUACCACAACUACUCAAUCAACUACAACACAAGACACCACAACGACGGCCACCACGGAAUCCGCAACCUCACAUCCUUCCACAACUAUUGAAUCAACUACAACACAAGACGCCACAACGAUGUCCACGACGGAUUCCGCCACCUCACAUCCUACCACAACUACUCAAUCAACUGCAACACAAGACGCCACCUCACAUCCUUCCACAACUACUCAUGAAAUUGAGGGAGGAAUACGGCUGGUUGACGGUUACAGCUCAGAUGAAGGCAGGGUUGAGAUCUUCCAUGAAGGCCAAUGGGGGACAGUCUGUGAUUACAGUUGGGAUGACUCUGAUGCGAUGGUAGUUUGUCGACAGCUUGGAUACUCAGGCGAUGUUGGUGUAGCCAGGAGUGGUGCAACAUACGGACAGGGAUCUGGCCCGAUAUACCUCGAUGGUGUCGGCUGUUCGGGAAAUGAAUCCAGGUUGACUGAUUGCAGUAAUGGCGGAUGGGACAACCACGACUGCCAUCAUUACGAAGAUGCUGGAGUUUACUGUGGAGAGGUCUUAUUCCGGCUGGUUGACGGUUACAGUUCAGAUGAAGGCAGGGUUGAGAUCAGCUUCCAUGAAGGACAAUGGGGGACAGUCUGUGAUGACAGUUGGGAUGACUCUGAUGCGAGGGUGGUUUGUCGACAGCUUGGAUACUCAGGCAAUGUUGGUGUAGCCAGGAGUGGUGCAACAUACGGACAGGGAUCUGGCCCGAUAUACCUCGAUGGUGUCGGCUGUUCGGGAAAUGAAUCCAGGUUGACUGAUUGCAGUAAUGGCGGAUGGGACAACCACGACUGCCAUCAUUAUGAAGAUGCUGGGUUUACUGUGGAGGUCUUAUUCCGGCUGGUUGACGGUUACAGUUCAGAUGAAGGCAGGGUUGAGAUCAGCUUCCAUGAAGGACAAUGGGGGACAGUCUGUGAUGACAGUUGGGAUGACUCUGAUGCGAGGGUGGUUUGUCGACAGCUUGGAUACUCAGGCAAUGUUGGUGUAGCCAGGAGUUACCUCGAUGGUGUCGGCUGUUCGGGAAAUGAAUCCAGGUUGACUGAUUGCAGUAAUGGCGGAUGGGACAACCACGACUGCCAUCAUUAUGAAGAUGCUGGGGUUUACUGUGGAGAGGUCUUAUUCCGGCUGGUUGACGGUUACAGUUCAGAUGAAGGCAGGGUUGAGAUCAGCUUCCAUGAAGGACAAUGGGGGACAGUCUGUGAUGACAGUUGGGAUGACUCUGAUGCGAGGGUGGUUUGUCGACAGCUUGGAUACUCAGGCAAUGUUGGUGUAGCCAGGAGUGGUGCAACAUACGGACAGGGAUCUGGCCCGAUAUACCUCGAUGGUGUCGGCUGUUCGGGAAAUGAAUCCAGGUUGACUGAUUGCAGUAAUGGCGGAUGGGACAACCACGACUGCCAUCAUUAUGAAGAUGCUGGGGUUUACUGUGGAGAGGUCUUAUUCCGGCUGGUUGACGGUUACAGUUCAGAUGAAGGCAGGGUUGAGAUCAGCUUCCAUGAAGGACAAUGGGGGAGACAGUCUGUGAUGACAGUUGGGAUGACUCUGAUGCGAGGGUGGUUUGUCGACAGCUUGGAUACUCAGGCAAUGUUGGUGUAG
Molecule: messenger RNA, 1650 nt
Organism: Strongylocentrotus purpuratus (purple sea urchin)
Lineage: Eukaryota; Metazoa; Echinodermata; Echinoidea; Camarodonta; Strongylocentrotidae
Product: deleted in malignant brain tumors 1 protein-like
Cellular component (GO): membrane
Source: RefSeq, a predicted model, not a curated record